This is a messenger RNA of Rasamsonia emersonii CBS 393.64, 1101 nucleotides long. RefSeq names its product Purine-nucleoside phosphorylase. Gene Ontology annotation, molecular function: S-methyl-5-thioadenosine phosphorylase activity. Gene Ontology annotation, cellular component: cytosol. The transcript has 5 exons. Gene Ontology annotation, biological process: nucleoside metabolic process. The coding region runs from base 1 to 1101 and encodes 366 amino acids. The record is from RefSeq and is a predicted model, not a curated record. Lineage: Eukaryota; Fungi; Ascomycota; Eurotiomycetes; Eurotiales; Trichocomaceae.
AUGCCCCUCUGGACGCCUGUCCGCCGUCACUUCGCCCAUUUCGUCUCUCGACCCCUGCGGACGAUCGAGUCGCCGAAGCAACGGGCAAGGAGGAUGGCUGCUCUUCCGAACGAAUACAAGGACAGUGUCCGGAUCGCUGUCAUCGGCGGCACCGGUCUGAAGGAGCUGCCUGGCUUCACCCAGGUAGCUUCGCUCGACAUCACCACCCCCUGGGGCAAGCCCUCGUCGCCCAUCACCAUCCUCCAUCAUAAGUGCUCGACCAGCGGCAAAGAUGUCCCCGUUGCUUUCCUGAGCCGUCACGGCCUUCACCACGAAAUUGCCCCUCACGAAGUCCCGUCGCGGGCCAACAUCGCGGCCCUGCGCUCCAUCGGCGUGCGCACCAUCAUCGCCUUUUCCGCCGUUGGCAGUCUGCAGGAGCACAUCAAACCCAGAGACUUUGUCGUGCCGGACCAGGUGAUCGAUCGGACCAAGGGCAUCCGUCCGUUCACUUUCUUCGAGGGCGGCGCGGUGGCACACGUCGGCUUUGCGGAUCCGUUCGAUGAGAAGGUCGCCAAGAUCGUAAGGGCCUGUGGACACAGUCUGGAGGGCGAUGGCGUUGUGCUCCACGACCGGGGCACUCUGAUCUGCAUGGAGGGACCGCAAUUCUCGACCCGCGCGGAGAGCAACCUCUACCGCUCCUGGGGCGGCAGUGUCAUCAACAUGUCGUGCCUGCCCGAGGCGAAACUGGCCAGGGAGGCGGAAAUUGCAUACCAGAUGAUCUGCAUGUCGACGGACUACGACUGCUGGCGCGAGUCCACCGAAGACGUUACGGUCGAGAUGGUGAUGGGCAACAUGAAGGCCAACGCGGCCAACGCACGACGCUUCGUGAGCGCCGUGCUGGAUACGCUGAGCCUGGAUGCCCACGCCGACACCGUCAACGCCAAGCACCUCGAAGGCAGCGUCAAGUUCGGCCUCAGCACUCCCGUGACGCAGUGGAACCCGGAAGUCAAGAAGAAGCUGGACUGGCUGUUCCCGGGCGCUCAAAAUUGGUCCCUUUUUAAAUAUCGUCAGGAGUACGGAGUAGAUACUCAGUCCGCUAUACGGAGUACGUCUCAGGAUUGA